Molecule: messenger RNA, 3488 nt
Organism: Parasteatoda tepidariorum (common house spider)
Lineage: Eukaryota; Metazoa; Arthropoda; Arachnida; Araneae; Theridiidae
Source: RefSeq, a predicted model, not a curated record
AAGAACUUGUUGAGUAGUAAACCUGUGGCGGACUGAAGGCUCAGCAUAUGCCUUCUCAGCUCUGUGCCAGGUACAAGGUGUCAUGCUGAGCUGCUGCAUUUAACUGCUGCGAUCGGAUCGGAGUGGUCCCGCAUCGAAGUGCUCUUCAUUUUAACUAAUGUUCUUUUAUUUUAUUUUUAUAUAUAUAUCAGCUGCGCCCAUACAGUGAAAAAGGUCGCAAAGAGCAUAACCUUGGAUUCCUUUUUGUCUUUUGUGUUUCAAAUUGCGAACUCUACGAGAACAUGUGUUUCUUUUUAAAAUAGCAGGCGAUUUGUCCUGACAGUUUGCGUCACCUGACUUAGUUUGUUUCGUUAUUAUCAAAAUCGUUUGCUGAUGGAUAUAUCUGUUUGUAUUGAUAAACAAGAAAGAAAAAAAAAAGAUUUUCUUUCGUGUACCCUCUUAUGAUAAUUACAUUUAAACCGGCAUAAAAUAACUGCUUUGAAAAGAAAUGGAAGUUUUUAUUUCGGGAAAAUAUUGAAAAACAUUUUAACAUUUCAAACGAUAAUAUUUCCGCAACAUUUAUUUUGGAAUUUUCUUGCUCAUAAGUUAAAAACUUCAACUCUGUUGUUUGUGAUUGUUGUUCGGAUUUAUAAACAUAUUUGGAUUGGUGACGUAUUUCAGAAAAAUAUUGUUCUGUGCUUAUUAAUUCUCAUAGUAUCUGUGAAAAGGAUAAUAUAUUUUUGUUUGAAUUCGGGGAACAAUAAAUACAGACAAACCAUUUGAAGAAAUACAUCCUUACAACUUGCGGGUGACCAUUAGCUGAAGAUAGUCAGUAUGAGAAAGGAAUGAUUCCCAUCUUCCUAUGUGCCAGAUGUACGCAAUCUUUGAGGAAAUCGUUGGACCAAAGCCAUCUCAUUCCAGUAAAAGUAUCCUCCAGACACACGGUGAUGAGGAUCAGGGAAUUGAUGUGAGUGCGGUAGAUCAAAUCGGUCAUGGAAGUAGAGGAGAUCUUACGGAAUUAUCUUCUCAGUACGACGUGUCACGUUCACGUUCGAGAAGGAGCUCUGGUAAACACCAGCGCAUCUAUGGACCUUCAAUUUACCAACAGAAUCCAUAUUCUACACUCCCGCGCAACAAUAGACGGCGUGCGACGUCGCUGUCGUCCAAUGACUUUGACGAAGCGGCAUCGAUAUGUUCGUCAAAUCCCCUAUUGGACACUAUCAGUGUCCUGACAUAUGAUCCUCCUGAUGAUUCGGAUGAUUACUAUGAUCUGACUGAGCCAACUGAAAAAACAGUUAAAUCAUCUGGCAAUCCCGAAGGAGAUAGGGAUUCUAUUGGCUACGCGGGUUCUAGUUCAAUAGAUAGUGGUUACAAGAGCCUAUGUCCAACACCUGAGAUUCCAGAUCCAUCUCUUUAUGGACCGGAUGCUGUUGGUCAAUCCAAUGCAUUCAAUGAAUUCUACACGGACUCAAACUCUUCACCUCAAAGCCGAAGUACAAAGCCUCGAAUCAUGAUGGGCACUAAAGUCAUAAGUCGUCAGGGACAUAUCUCGCCUAUGAGAGAGCCUCCUGGCUCCAGGCGAUCUGACUCCAGUCUCUAUGACGUCAAUUUAGACCACCUUAUGUACCUUCGACAGUCUUUGUUGAGUGCCAUCCAGAAGUGCGAAUCUUCGAACUCCGAUUCAUUGUUUGCUCAUAAAGAAAGGCGACAGGAAGUGCAAGAUAGCAGUGCGAUAAAUCCCGUACCUGAUCAGUGCUACUCAGAUACUUCGGCAGAAAAAACUUCUCACCCCAGUUACACAAAAACCGUUCGGUUCAACACAGAUGUAAAAGUUUCGACUUUAAACCCCACGGAUAGUGUUUCCGAUAAGGAUAAAAAAUCAGGCCGGACUACCGAUGUUUCUGGAGAUCAAAAUGGUCCCAAAAUACAAUCUAAGUCCAUCCUAAAAGACCCUCUGUGUGCCAAUUUAAGGUCCCAGCUAGAAGCUGGUUCUGUUGAUUGCACAUUAGAGGAAGAAAUUGACACUCUCUUGUACGGAAGGGCGGAGUUUUACGACCUGGAGAACGUGGAUGACUUUCCAUGUAGUUAUGUGACUAUGAUUGAAGAUAAAUAUCGCAGUGGAAAGCCUAGCAUAGCCAAAGUUAGAAAACUUAAAGGUGACAAAUCACAAAGUGAUUCACCUAAACCUGAUUCAAGUCUGGAGAAAAAACCAUCCGAAGAAGUUGUACCACCCACCGAAGACACCAAACAAACGACUGAGUCACCGCCCGAACCUAAGCCCGCAGUCGAGGUUCCAACAACAGUGCUCAUCAGCAAGCAAGCAAAAUGCCGCUUCACAGAGGUAGCACGAUGCAUGCUUGAAAUAAUCGAGGACUUGCAAACAAAAAAACUGCAACCGGUGGAAUCUAAGGAACAAUCAUCUGUGCAACCAACUUGCGAUACAACUACCUCUACAAUAUCUGCUUCCGCAAAUGCCAAGGUACCUGAGAUCCAACUAGAGGUUCUGAAUCAACCUCAAAAACCGGACAAUGACUCCUACAUGGCUGCUGCCGAAUAUCAUGUAUAUGAAGAAAUAGACUAUGAUUUCGUCAAAGGUAGUGUCCCACCGAUGGAUGUGCCACCACCUUUACCAGCAAGGCCAAGUGUUAUGUUCAUGAAACCAGAUCUUCCGAAGUACCACCAAAAACGUGCUCCUUCACCACCUCCUAGAAAAGGUCGUUCCCAGGUGAAAAAGAACGCAAGUAUCACUGAUGGACAUAACAGUGAAGUCAGGAAUCGUCCCAAGCAAAGGGGCAACUUGUACUGUCUUUUCUCAGAUCGCCUGGUCAGAAGAAAUAUAUCUAGGUCAUUGGAAAGAGAAUGGCGUUCCACGGGAACGUCUGAUAACAUCGAAGAUGAUUAUGGAUUCAAAAAAGAGUUCCCUUCUAUUUGAGUAAAUACGUGUGAUUUAAAUUAUACCUGUUACUGAUACUUGUUAUGAGUAUGUACGUCAUAAAUGUUUAGAAUGUUAUUAGUGAUGAUUUACUUUAACACGAAGCGACUUCAAAGUAUAGCUUGUAAAUUCAAUCAGGAGGCGAAGAGGAGUCAAUCUUGUCAAAGUGACAGUUUUUUUUUGUCAUGGAAUUUUUUAUGUCACUGAAUAUUUUUCACCAUGCCCAGUGAAACAUAUUAACAAUAGUUUCCUCAUCAUUAUCAUACAAGUUCGAAAGGACGAAGUUCAUAUUCUCAAAUUCUCGACAUUCAUAUUCUUAGAUUUUCGAAGAGUUCAUAUUCUCAGAUUUACUGAAUAUUUCUCAUCAAAGAAACAAAUAAUGUACACGGCGACAAACAUUAACUUUUGAAAUACUAUAUUGAAAGACAUUUUAACUUUAUUAAAUGAAAUGCAUCAUAUGAUAAUUUUAAAAAAAAUGAAAUAUAUUUGAAAAUGAAAAAUUUAUUUCUAAAUUUGAUGCCAUGCUAUGCUAUUUUGUUACCGAAUAUUGAGAUGAUAAAUAAAACUUUUGUUUUAA